Molecule: messenger RNA, 975 nt
Organism: Drosophila arizonae
Lineage: Eukaryota; Metazoa; Arthropoda; Insecta; Diptera; Drosophilidae
Gene: Pex12
Product: peroxisomal biogenesis factor 12
Biological process (GO): protein import into peroxisome matrix; protein monoubiquitination
Cellular component (GO): peroxisomal importomer complex; peroxisomal membrane
Molecular function (GO): ubiquitin-protein transferase activity; protein binding; zinc ion binding
Source: RefSeq, a predicted model, not a curated record
GGCACAACAAAACCUGCCCGUCAUGGCUGAAGCCGCCAAUGUGCGUCAAAAUCUCCAGAAUGUGCCCUCGAUUUUUGAAAUUUCGGCCGCAGAGACACUAGAUAACCUUAUCUAUCCGGCCCUUAGCAAAGUCUUCGACUACUUUGGUCUUCGUUUGGACUUUAAGCUUUGGGGCAAUUUGCAUGUACGAGAAGAAGUAUCACCAAUUAUCACAUGGAUUCUACAGUAUUUGUAUUUGCGUAAGAGGGCCUCCUCUUUCGGAGAAAGCUUCUAUGGACUACAGCGCACGGCCACCGCCACCGGCGAGCUGCUGACCCGCCAACAGCAAUUCACUUCUGCAACUCUCCUGACUUUUCUGCCGUACAUAGAGCGCAAAUUGCGUUCUCGUAGUGCGCAGCAUGAGGAUACAUACGCCUGGGAAUCACAACUGAUUAAUUUAUUUCACGUUUAUAAUGCCUCGAAAGCAGUACACACAUUCCUGUAUCUGAUAAAGUAUGCGAAGAGCCACUCGCCGCUGUUUCGUGCUCUACGUCUCACGCUUCGCUAUCCCAGUGAGCCGCCCAAGGAGGACAAAUGGACGUACAUAUUCCUUAAGAUGCUCGAGGUGCUGGCAUUCUUCCUGCAGUUCAUACAGUGGUGGUACUCCAACGAUCAGCGUCGGAAGCUAGGCGGAACGCUACAGAACCCGCAGGCCAUGCCCGAGCGUGAGUUACCCAAGGAGCUGAAGGAAACGUUACCCAAGAAUGGAGAAUGUCCCGUUUGCCUGUUGCCAUUGCAAACGCCCACAGCUUGCGCUGUAUCUGGUUACGUCUACUGCUGGAAAUGCAUUGUUACACAUCUGAAGGAGCAGGGCACCUGUCCUGUGACCAGUUAUCCAAUCACCAUAGAGGAUUUAGUGCGCAUCUAUGAGACGUAACCAAGACAUAUGUAUAUAUAUUGUAUUUGUUUUGUAUUAAAGUGUUUUUCAUAUUUUAA